Messenger RNA from Misgurnus anguillicaudatus (oriental weatherfish), 5210 nucleotides. The record is from RefSeq and is a predicted model, not a curated record. NCBI's taxonomy places the organism in Eukaryota, Metazoa, Chordata, Actinopteri, Cypriniformes, Cobitidae.
GAGUUUCCAGUCAUUAUGAUGCUCAAAGAGGUGAGGACUAAUGCAGGACAAAAAAUUGGUACCCUAAUUGAUCUCGCAUCUGAUACAAAUUAUAUAACUCAUGAAGCUGCCGAUAGGCUUAGAUUAAGAGGUGAAGAAAUUAAUCUUGUUGUUCAUGGAGUGGGGAAGAUGGCUAUUCAUGUUAAAACCAAAAGGUAUCUUCUUAGAAUUAGGGUAAAAACAUCAACAGGAAUGGAGAAGGCUCACCAACUAGUCUGUUAUGGUCUAGAAGAGAUUGCAAGGGUGCAUCAAAGUGUGAGUCCUGAGCAGUUGAGAAAGUUUUUUCCAGAAGUGGAUUUGGUGGAGCUAAAGAGGCCUGAAAAAAUAGAACUUCUCCUCAGCCAUCGAGAGGGACAACUUGCACCUCAGCGAGUAAAAGUUGUAGGUGACCUUGUUCUUUGGGAAGGGCCACUUGGAAAGAUGGUGGGUGGAUCACACCCAGACUUGUUCGAAGCAGUAAGCAUGACAGCAUAUGAGUCGAAGACACACUUUGCACGAUCGAUGAGGACUGCUGCGGUUAGAUACGAGGAAGCCAUUGGGAAAAGUAAACCACUUGGAAUCAAAGCUGUUGAAGAAGAAAGGAAAACCAUGGGUUUUAAUGCCAAAAAUACACUCGUAAGUGGCAAAGAGUUUCUUCAAUGGUGGAGUUGGGAUAGCAUCGGAGCUGCAUGUGAGCCAAAAUGCGGCGGCUGCCGAUGUGGAAACUGCCAGCCAGGAGGGAAAGAGAUGACUUUGGUGGAAGAGAAAGAGCUAGAGAUUAUACGAGGUGGUCUUACAUAUGUGAAAGCAGAUCAUCAUAGUGAUCGACCUCAUUGGGAUGCAAGGUACCCAUGGAUCCAAGAUCCUGCUGUCCUCCCAUAUAAUCGGAGCGGGGUGGAAUCGACUUUCCUAAGAACAGAAAAGCAGCUUGGAAAAGUGCCUGAGUGGAAAGAAGUUUACGCUAUGCAAGUUCAUGAAAUGGUUAAGAGAGGUGCUGCAGUGAAACUUACAAAGGAAGUACUUGGAAAAUGGACAGGUCCAGUCUGGUAUGUAAGUCAUCUAGUUGCGCCCAACCCGCAUUCAGUUACUACGCCUGUACGUCUUGUGUGGAAUAGCAGCCAGAGGUUCAAGGGGAUGAGUAUGAACGAUCUCCUGUUGAAAGGACCUGAUGUACUGAACCCCAUUAGAGCUGUUUUACUCAGAUUUAGGAAAGGAGUGUUUGGAGUAUUAGGUGACAUCAGAAAGAUGUAUAACUCGGUGUGGUUAGAAGAGCGAGAAAUGCAUCUCCAUAGGUUUCUCUGGAGGGACACACCAGAAGAACAAAUCGAGGAGUAUGCUAUAACUAGAGUCAACAUUGGAGAUCGUCCGGCUGGGUGUAUCGCACAGUUGGCAAUGCGAGAGACAGCUGGGCUGGAAGCCUUUGCUCAUCUCAACGAGGAGCGAAGAGUUUUAGAAGAAGACACCUACGUUGAUGACAUUCUGACAUCUCAUGAUGAUUUGAAGAGUUUAGUCAAGAUAGUGAAAGGCCUCGAAGAGAUCUUGGAAGCUGGUGGAUUCUCCCUGAAAGCAUGGGUUUGGUCGGGUCAAAGUGGGAGGUCUGGAUCAAGAAGCAAAGAACCCUCAAAUCUACUUCCUGAAGGAAUUGUACUUCCUAACCAGUGGAGUGAAGAGGAUAAUAAAGCUUUAGGAGUUGGGUACCUAGCGGAAGAGGAUAGGUUAUACAUUGUGACCUCUGUAAAUUUUUCAAAAAGGAAAAGGAAGGUGAGAUCUGAGCAAGACCUCGUUGAGGAAGAGGUAAAGUUGAAAACACCCAAUCCAUUGACCAGAAGACAUCUUUUGAGUCAAGUGGCAGGACUCUAUGACCCACUUGGUCUUGUUACACCAGCUAAGCAGAGGGGUGCGAUCCUUGUUAGAAAAGCGUUCCAGGAAGCUGGGAAUGUAAGUUCAACCAAAGAUACAUGGGACCUAGCACUCUCUGAAAGUAUACGAGGAGAAGCUAUUGUUUUGUUUGAAGAAUAUGUGCGACUCCAGAAAGUUAAGUUCCACAGAAGUUUUACGCCUUCCAAUUGGAGAGGAAAGCCAUGGGGCGUCACGUUCUCAGAUGGAAGUGACAAAACUUAUGGUGCAGUACUGUAUCUGAGGUGGGAAACAAGUCAAGGAGUGGAUGUUCGGUUAGUUGAAUCUAAAGCCAAACUAACACCGCUAGAACUGAAAGGGGAUUCUGUAAAGGCUGAAGUCUGCGGUGCAGUCUUUGCAAUACGUCUCAGGAAAUACUUUGAAAAGCAUGGGCGGACUGAAGUAGAGAAAUGGUUCCAUCUAGUGGAUAGUCAGACCGUCUUAGGAGCCAUCCAACGCGAGAGUUACGGAUACCAAACUUUCUUCGCAAACAGGAUUGGAGAAAUUCAGAAAACAGGAGUAAUCAGUGACUGGUGGUGGAUUCCCGGAAGUCAGAACAUUGCUGAUGUUAUUACACGAGGGGCAAGCACUAAGGAUCUUGACGAAAACUCUGUGUGGCAAAAUGGCCCAGAAUUUCUCAAAUGGUCUGUGGAGGAAUGGCCCAAGAAAUCUGCAACUGAAAUUGCUGGUGACGCUAGAGAAAGAGUCAACAAACUCCAGAGGAAAGUAUUCUCGGCUGUAAUGACUAGAGCUCAAGUGAAGGCAAGUACAGAAGAAAAGAAAGUAUCUGAGGAUUCGGUCCAUAUGGAAAAACUGAGCAGACUUGUCACUGAAGGAUUAGUAGAUAUUGAGAAAUUCAGCAGUUUAUCCAAACUUGUAAGAGUUGUCGGCUGGAUAUGGCGCAGCGUGAAGAAAUGGCUUGAGUUGAGAAGUGGACGUUUAACAUCUGGAAGGAAAGAUCUUGAACUUAAUGUAAGUGUGCUAACAGUAAAGGAAAGAGAGGAUGCCCUGAAAGCGCUCUUUUUUGCAGCACAAAGAGAUACAAUGUUUCCCGAGACCACUCUUUGCAGGCUUGUCGUGGUUAAGGACGACAAUGGGAUUCUUGUGUGCAGCGGAAGAUAUGGAAAAGAGAGAUCGGCUGUUCCACUAUUACCCAUGGAAGCACAAGUAUCCUUACUGCUGGCUCAUGAAGCACAUAGUGCAAAUCAUGAAGAGAUUGCUGGGACUCUCCUGAGGAUGAGAAAAGUAGCGUGGGUAGUAAAAGGUCGGAGGCUGGCCAAAAGAGUUGUAGAAGGUUGCGUCAUCUGCAGAAAGGCAAGAGCUAAAAAGUGCAAACAGAUUAUGGGUGACCUACCACCUGAAAGGAUUGGGCCAGCUGCACCCUUUGAAUUUGUGACUGUGGAUCUGUUCGGUCCUUAUGAAGUGAAGGACGAAGUGAAGAAAAGGGUGCGACUGAAAGUCUGGGGGAUUGUGUACUGUUGUAUGGCUUCAAGGGCUAUUCAUGCAGAUGUCGUUAGCGACCAGUCCACUGAAGGUUUUUUAUUAUCUUACAAGAGGUUCACCGCGUUAAGAGGGCACCCGAAGAAAGUGUGGUCAGAUCCAGGCCUAAACUUUGUCGGAGCACAGUCAGCUCUGAAAGAUCUCUAUAGAUUUUUGGAGAAAGUAGAGAAGUCGGAACUUGAAGAAACAGCUGGGAGACAUGGAACCGAUUGGGUUUGGAAGUUUCAUCCAGCAAACUCACCCCAUAGGAAUGGUGCAGCUGAAGCUGCUGUUCGUAUCUUGAAAAGAGCUCUUAUUAAUUUAGGAGGCCAAGGACUUUUUACAUGGGGAGAGUUCCAGACUUUUCUGUACAUGGCAGCAAAUUUGGCAAAUGAAAGGCCUGUAGACGCACGAACACAAAGCCGUGAGUAUUGUCUGGAGUACAUCACACCAAACUCACUUCUAUUGGGUAGAGCAAGUUCACAGGGAGAUCCAGGAGAUUUUAAUUUUGUAGGAUACCCUUACAAGAGACUGAGAGUUAUCCAAGAGGAGAUCAGUAAAUUCUGGAAGAGGUGGAGCCAACUAGCAGGGCCAAACCUGUUUAUAAGGAACAAGUGGCACACGAAAGAAAGAAAUGUUGCUGCAGGAGAUAUUGUUUGGGUUGCCGACCAAAAUGCUCUGAGAGGUCAACAUAGGUUGGGAAAAGUCAUUAGGAUCAAUACUGAUCCUAAAGGUAUUGUGAGGGAUGUUGAUGUCAGAGUUUUUUCAAGUCAUCCAGUCUUUUGCUCUGGCAUUAAGAAAAAUGAUACAAGAAAGGACAUUAGGAGUCAAAGUGAAAAGAUACCAUCAGCCAUUCUCCACAGAGACGUCCGUCGAUUAGUCGUGUUAAUCCCAGUGGAGGAGCAGUCUAGAAGUAAAGGAUUGUGAGUGACAUCUUGGAUUCAAGAAUCAAGAAUGUCAAGUGGGAGGUGUGAAGACAGAUAACAUCUAACAGUGGGCGUUCCUCUAUUGAUUACGUCGAUUACGACCUUUCACGGAAGGGUACGAAAGCAGCGGAAACAUCCGAUGAAACACGGAAGCAAUUCAUGUGCAGCGUGCGGUAAACGCCGAACGCAAACCGAAAGCACUUACUUAAAAAGUAAAAGAACAGCGAAUGUCCGAUUAUCAAACGUGUUCUUUAAAGAAAGGAAUGCGUGACUGAGAAGUGUUAUGGGCGAAUGAAGACGCCAAAACGCUGAUACGAUGUACAUGGAGGAUUAAGUCAAUCUGAGACGCUGAUGGUUAUCAACCUAAACCAAACCAAAUUAAGAGCCACACCAUUGUUUAUCGAACUGAAUCUACUAACUGGGCUCUAAAUGGGACUAAAUGAACUCUCUUUUCUAUGGACAUUGAGUGAUUGUAAUAUGUGAAAUCAUCUAAUCAUGUUGGGAACUGAAUCUACUAACUGGGCUCUAAAUGGGACUAAAUGAACUCUCUUUUCUAUGGACAUUGAGUGAUUGUAAUAUGUGAAAUCAUCUAAUCAUGUUGGGAACUGAAUCUACUAACUGGGCUCAAAUGAACUCUCUUUUCUAUGGACAUUGAGUGAUUGUAAUAUGUGAAAUCAUCUGAUCAUGUUGGAAUCUCUAAUCAUGUUGGAGUUAUCUAAUUAUGCUGGAAUGGUCUAAACAUGUUAAACCGCACUCUAAUCAUGUGUCUAUAAGUGGAUGUGAAAUCAAACAACAAUCAAGAUUGUAAUAAGUUUAUUGAGGGUUGAAGAGAAGUAAAGUGUUUUGAGUUGAUCCUGUGUCUAUGAUUGACUAAGCUCUAUGUCAAGUUUG